GUUCCUGUCCGCCCUCCCCCCGCCCCCCUAGAACCAUCUCAAUGAGAUGCAAACAUGAAAGACAAGAGGAAGAAGAAGGACCGCACCUGGGCCGAGGCUGCCCGCCUGUAAGAACAAUGAGAGUCCACAUGGAAGAAGAUAUAAAAGGUCCUGGGAACACCUCCAUCUUACCUCUUUCCUGCUCCAGCCUCUCUACAGCUCAAGCCUCUGGACUAUGGACUUAUACCAAUGGAAUCAUUCUAACCAAGGGACUGAGGUCCUUCCAAUGAUUUGGAAGUAACCAGAGCCUUAUCUUGAGCCAGCAGUUUAUUCCAUCGCUGAUACAAGCCUGAACCAAGGACUUUGCAGUUGUUGGAGGAGCUGCCCAGGUGUGCUGAGGGGCCUGUACUCAGGAAGAGAAACAGGGAAUCCUCCACAGCAUUGGAAAAACACCCCAACUCCCCAAUGACCGCAAAGCAAAUACUGGAAGUAAUUCAAAAAGAAGGGUUAAAAGAAACAAGGUAAAUAAGAGAGAACAGGGUCUCUUUUCUUCUUUAAUGGAACUCCACUUUAUCUGCAAUUGGAGAUCUGACAAAUGGAAUGUGGAAGCUGAUCUGGUAGAAGAUGCUUGUUCGCAAGAUGGAAGCCAGAAAAAUGUGUAGCUUCUAGAAUAUCUCCUUCUCUGAAUGGAACCUCUCCAUUAGCUUGUCUGAAUGCAAUGCUUCACACUAACACUCGUGUGGGUGAUGGAACAUUCUUCAAAAUCCCUGGGAAGUCAGGACUCUAUGCUCUCAAAAAAGAAGAAUCUACAUGCCCAGCAGAUGGAACAUUGGAUUUAGGAUGUGAAUCUGAGUUAGAUGGCACUGAAAUGGCUGAGACAAACAAUAGUAAUGGAGAAGAAAAUGGAGUUUGUCCGAAGCAGAUAUCUGAAGAAGCGUCUUCCAAUCGAGACUCAAACCUUACUAACACAACAGUACAAAGCAAGCUAGUGUCUUCCUUCCAGCAGCACACCAAAAAGGCACUUAAACAGGCUUUAAGACAACAGCAGAAAAGAAGAAAUGGAGUCUCAAUGAUGGUAAACAAGACUGUUCCUCGUGUUGUUUUGACACCAUUAAAGGUGUCUGAUGAGCAGUCGGAUUCACCUUCAGGAUCUGAAUCUAAAAAUGGUGAAGCAGACAGUUCUGAUAAAGAAAUGAAACAUGGGCAAAAAUCUCCAACUGGAAAACAAACAAGUCAGCAUUUAAAGAGAUUAAAAAAGUCUGGUUUAGGACAUUUGAAAUGGACCAAAGCAGAGGAUAUUGACAUAGAAACACCAGGAUCAAUUCUAGUGAACACUAACCUGAGGGCUUUAAUAAACAAACACACCUUUGCUUCCUUACCUCAGCAUUUUCAACAAUACCUCCUGCUUUUGCUUCCAGAAGUAGACAGGCAGAUGGGAAGUGAUGGAGUUUUGCGCCUCAGUAGUUCCGCUCUAAAUAAUGAAUUCUUUGCAUAUGCAGCACAAGGGUGGAAACAACGAUUGGCAGAAGGAGAGUUUACUCCAGAAAUGCAGUUGCGCAUCAGACAAGAGAUUGAAAAGGAAAAGAAAACAGAACCUUGGAAGGAAAGAUUCUUUGAAAGAUUUUAUGGUGAAAAGUUGGGAAUGUCCCGAGAAGAAUCUAUGAAGCUUACUGCCGUACAGAAUAGUGAUGAAGAUGAGAAUAGUUUACUGUGUGGGGCUUCUGACAUGCCUGGUCCUUCUAAACAAACAACUUUUGAAGACCAUGAACAAAAAAGCAUGAAAAUUGCACCUCUUCCUGAAAAAGAUUUCUGCCAGUCUCUUUGUAAAGUGGAACAGGUUCCAGUCAAAGAUUUAAUGGGGGAAUCAGAUUCUGAGGAUAUCUUGGUGCCUGAUGAAUCUGUAAUUCAGGAAGAGAUUGCUGAGGAAGUUGAGACAAGUAUCUGUGAAUGCCAAGAGGAGAACCAUAAAACAGAACAUGAGUUUUCUGAGGAGCCAGUGAGCCCACCUGGUGCUAGCGAAGAUGUGGAAGCAGUGCCCCUUGUAGAUAACUCUGCAUCCUGUGUGGUGAUGAAUGAUGCAAUUGAUACUUUGUCUCAUAUUGAAAUUAAAGUGGAGUUGAAGUCAGAAUGUCCUCAGGAAGACAUGUCAGUUGUAAUUGAUCAUCUGGAGGAUGGUUUAUCACCUGCGCAGUCUGCCUCACCUACAAACUCUGUCAGUGAUACAGCAGAGAAGGAUUCUGAGUCUACAAAAGAGCUAAGUGCUCCAGAAACACACAAAUCUGCUCUACAAGGCUCAUUGUUCACUCACGGAGGCAUUGCUGUGGAUAUGGAGCUACAGAGUGACCCUGAUGAACAGUUAUCUGAAAAUGCUUGUAUUUCUGAAACUUCCUUUUCCUCUGAAAGCCCAGAGGGACCUUGUAUCAGUAUUGCCUCUCCAGGAGGUGACACACAAUCCACUUCAGAGGAACCUUGUACUCCAGCGUCUCUUGAAACGGCCUGUUCAUCUGAGGCAUCCAGUGGUGAAAAUAUUGAAGCUGAUAGCCAACAAAAGACUAUUGAGGAAAGCCUUCACACACCUUUAAUGUCAGAAAUAUCUCCAGUGUCCACUUCACCUGUAAUCUCAGAAGCUUCUCUGACUUCAAACUUACCUUUGACGUCAGAGGCCUCACCAGCUUCUAAUUUACCUUUAACAUCAGAAACCUCUCCAAUGUCUGAUUUACCUUUAACAUCAGAAACCUCUUCUGUGUCUUCUGUACUUCUUGCUUCUGAAACAUCUGCGGCAACCAGUUUACCUUUUCUGUCAGAAACAUCUCCAAUUUCUAAUUCACCACAGAGUGAAAGACUUACUCUGCAACAAAGGAAAUCACCAUGUUUAUGUGAAGAAUCCCUUUCCCCUUUAAAAGAAGAAACUUCAGCCAUUCCUAAGGCAUCUCCAGAGGAAAAUCUUGUUGUGCAAGAGAAACAGAUUCAGAGUAUAACUGAAACUAUGAAAUUGGGUCCACUAGCAAUUAUACCUGAAAGUUCAAUAUUGGAAGAACCCCAAAGCAAAAAUCUUACUCAUCAGUCAUGCAGGUCGCACACUGAAACUGAGAAAUCUUAUAUUGCUUCCAUUUCAGAGCUCUCUUCUCCAGAAGUGAUCAAAAUUAAAAAUCACAAUGUUCCGCAAAGAGCUGAAAAGAAAGGUGUGCUCUCACCAUUAGAGGCAUCUGUCGUAUCAGAAGGCAUAGUGGGGAAAAGCUCUGAACUCCUUCCAGUUAAACCGCAUGAUAAACUGUAUACCUCAUCUGUAGAAAAGACUUCAUUCUUAGAAGUGUGCAGAAGUAAGUCUCACAAACAACAAAGCAAUGCCCAGAUCCGGCUGGAAAGUUCCCAUUCUUCUAAGUUAUUAGAAACCACAAAAUCACCUGAAGUAAGGAUUGAAAAUAGAGAUUCAGAAGUCCCAAAGAGGAAGACUGCGGAGCAGCACAGUUUUGGAAUCUGUAAAGAGAAGAGAGCUAGAAUAGAGGAUGAUCAGUCUAAUCGUAAUACUGCAUUGACAAGUCCAUCUGAGAAAGAGCAGCCACCUAGAGAAGAGCCCCGAGUCCCACCUCUCAAGAUUCAACUUUCAAAAAUUGGGCCACCUUUUAUCAUCAAGAGUCAGCCUGUUUUGAAACCAGAACCCAGGGUUUCCCCAAGUACAUCAGUCAGCAGCGGGAGGAACACUGGGGCUAGAACUCUUGCUGAUAUCAAGGCGAGAGCUCAACAAGCUAGAGCCCAGAGAGAGGCUGCAGCCGCAGCUGCUGUGGCAGCAGCUGCAAGCAUAGUCUCCGGAGCAAUGGGAAGUCCCUGUGAAGGUGGGAAGACAAGGACACUGGCACACAUCAAGGAGCAAACAAAGGCCAAACUCUUUGCAAAGCAUCAAGCCCGAGCACAUUUACUCCAGACUUGUAAAGAAGCAAAGUCCCAGCUCAGUGCAAAGGAAGGUCCUUCAUCUUUAGAGACCUCAACUCCUUCUGACACAAAGAUUGAAGUUUCUACUGGUGUCAUCAUAGUUAAUCCUAACUGCAGGUCUCCUAGCAACAAGUCUGCUCACCUCCGUGAAACUAACACUUUAUUGCAGCAGUCACUGAACACAGCUACGUUGCCAGAAACUGCAACAGACAUAUCUGUGCACAGUUCUGAUGAAAACAUACCUAUGCCACAUUUGUGUGAGAAAAGUAUCUCAUCUACCUCCACUGAAAAUAACAAUGUGCCAAUGCUUUAUAGCAAACAUUCAGUUCCUGUGUCUGCUUGCAGCACUGCUAUGUCAGGAACAAUUCAAGACCUCCCCUUUGCAAGUUCUGUUGAUAAAUCCUCUGUUUUAAUGUCCAUUGACAGUACAAACACAACCAUUUCGGCUUGCAGUGUAAACAUGCUGAAAUCCACCCCAGGGGUUGAUACCCAAUGCAUAGCCAUUGUACCAAAAUGUAUUGAUAACACUAUUGUUCCAGCCUCUAUAGACAGCACAGUCUUGUCAAAUUCCAAUGAUGAGAAAAGGUUGCCAAUAUCAAGUAGCAGUGCUAAUAAUGCAGUCUCCAGUCAAUAUACCACUGUGCCAACUUCAUCCAUUGCAAGUACUUUGCCAAAUCAUCUUCCAGGUAGCUCUGUACUGAUUCCCCCGGUGGGGACUACUUCUAGAUUUUCUUCUGAUAAGAUAGCCAUAACUGGAUGCAAUGAGCAAAGUACUGUAUCCAUUAACACUACAGUUAGAGCAGCUUUGAGCUGCAGUGAUGCAGCUGCAGUAGUAGACUCUGUUACAAGGCCACCCAUUUCAAUGUUUACUGGUAAUAUGGUGACAGUAAGUUCUUACGACAACGCUACUAAAUUAAGCGCUGACAACUUAGAAAAAAGUUCUGGACCACGAAACCGAAUAGAUCUGUCCUGUAAAUCUCAACCAGUGAGCUUUACACAAACAGCCAUGAAUAGGUCUAUACCUUGUAAAGUCAUUGUUGAUCACACUACAACAUUAAAUUCCAAUUUGUCACUGGCUGCUUCCAUUGAAAAUGCAGAAAACAGCAUAGAUCUGCAGAGCAGACUUGUGAGGGCAGAAACUGCCUUACAAAAUGUAGCAUGUCCUCAAGUGUCUGUAAUAAGCAGGCCCGAAAUAGUCAAUAAUGAAAGCCUUGAGCACAGUGCUAGCUUCAUAACUGUUACAUCAAAGCAAGAGGGCAAAACCUUGCAAUCAGCUUGUUCAGCUCUUCAAGAAGUGCCUCUUACUCCUCAAGAUAAACUAAUUGAGGCUGUUGCCCCCAGCCAAAGUUUUGUGGAGCAGUUACGAGGUCCUGCCACCUUUAAAAGUGAAGCAGAUGCUGCCUGUGUCAAUCAGUAUAAUACUAAUAACAGAAUUUGUUGGCAUGAUGAAGAGGCAAUGCAUACUGACCAGCCAGUGGUCAGCCAUCUCAACCCAAAUAAGCAUAAAGAAUACACAGAGCAGACCUGUUUAAAAAAUGUCAAAACAGAACCUUCAAGUUACACGCAAAUCUCAGAGUUGCAGUCAAGAAAUCUCAUUACAAGCAUUGCUGUUCCUGUUAAAUCGGAAACUAGCGAAUCUGACAAGUGCUUUAGAAUGGACACUGAAGAUUUUACGGGACCUGAAAUGCCUAGCCAGACUGCAGAAAUAGCCACAAGUGCACAGCCAACACAGACCUCCAAGACAUCUGUUACAGAUUCAAUGGAGGACACUUUGUCAUUGACAACGGAAACCCUAAAAAGAGUUACAAGUGCUGGAAGCUCUAGCUGUCGUUUGUCAUCAGUUGAGGCCAAUAAUCCUCUAGUGACACAGUUACUGCAAGGCAACCUGCCUUUGGAAAAAGUGCUGCCGCAGCCCAGAUCCGGAGCCAAACUAGAAAUUAACAGGCUUCCCUUGCCUUUGCAAACUACCUCAGUGUGUAAAACAUCAGCAUCUGAGAGAAGUAUGGUUGAAAAUCCUUCCAGCUCACCCAAUGCAGAUAGUAAAGGAUUUACAGCAGGCAACAUUGUCCCACUGCAAAUUAGAAAGCGGGAAAACCAUCCAAAAAAGAGGAUGGCCAGGACUGUGGGUGAGCACACUCAAAUGAAAUGUGAGCCUGGGAAGCUAGCAAUGGACACAGAUGUUAAAGUGGCUCCCUGUGUAAUCAGUUCCAACGCGAAUCCGUUAGGGCACGGUCAGCCAUUUAAACAAGAGUGGCUGAGCAAACACGCAGUUCAAAACAGAAUUGCUCACAGUCCAGAGAUCAAGCAGCAGAAGAGGCCACUGCCUUCUUGCAGUUUCCAACAGAAUUUAUUUCAUGUUGACAAAAAUGGCAGUUUUCAUGCAGAAGCUAGUACCUCACACAGACAGCAUUUUUACCAAAUGGCCAUGGCUGCAAGAGGUCCCAUUCCAACAGCAGCUUUGUUGCAAACUCCUUCAAAAGUCCCAUCUGGCUGCAAUGCAUUUGCUUUCAGUAGGCACUUGGAGCAGAAGAGUUUGGGAGAGGUCAAUAUUUCUACAGCAGCUCACCAGCUGAGGCUAGGAAGUGUUUUUUCGCCUAAUAUUCAAGUUAAGGAAGGUGAUGACAUUGCUAGUGCCUCACAAACUCUACAGAAUAAAACAUUAGUGCAUCCUCCUCCUCCCCCUAUUCCAAACACAGAAGUCCCAUCUGAUCAAAAACAACCAACAGUCACUAUGGAAACAAUUAAAAGACUUAGUUGGCCUCAGCCAGCAGGCAUCUGUAGCAAUAUAAAAUCUGAACCUAUUUCUUUUGAGGAAGGUUUAAGCAACAGCUGUGAACUGGGCAUAAAACAAGCUUCCUACGAUCAGAAUGAAGUAAAAGAACAGUUAAAAGCAUUUGCAUUAAAAAAUGCAGAUUUCUCUUCCUAUUUGCUUUCUGAGCCACAGAAGCCUUUUACCCAAUUAACAGCUCAGAAAAUACAAACACAGCACCCGCAGCAGCAGCAACAGCUCUGUGGAAAUUACCCCACUAUACACUUUGGUAGCACAAGCUUCAAAAGGGCAGCCUCUGCCAUUGAAAAAUCCAUUGGAAUUUUGGGAAGUGGCUCAAAUGCUGCUGCCACAGGUCUGUCGAAUCAGAACAUUCAGAUUCCGGUUCAGAAAUUUGCUGACAGCAGCAGUGCAGAUGAACUGGAACUGAAAUGCUCUUGCAGGCUGAAAGCCAUGAUAGUGUGCAAAGGCUGUGGAGCCUUCUGCCACGAUGACUGCAUAGGCCCUUCAAAACUGUGUGUAGCUUGUUUGGUUGUACGGUAGAAACUGAGUCAAAGAUGCAGUAUCCCUUGUCAGCAUGGGAGAGCAGAACAAAGUGGAGAAAUUGUAACAUUUUAGGCCAUUUUUUCUGUUGAUGCUUUGCUUCAGAAUUUAGUUAUUUCUGCUUGCAUGACAUUCCAUGGAAAGAAGAAAAAAAGGUUAAAAUUUUUUAAAAAUUGCCAACCUGCUACUAAACUUCAAUGAGCCGCAUUGCUGUCAAAAAGAAAGGAUAUUAAAAUGUCAUUCCUAGCUUCUAUUUAUUUGCACAAAGUGCAGCACACUAUUUCCCCACUUAUAUAUUAGAACAGACCCUCUAGGUUAUGAAUAACAGGUUAGUUGAGCUCUCAUGAUUUCUAACUGCUGGGGUACUGCAUUGCAGAGACAACAAGAUAACUAACAACUUGACAAAAGACUGGGUUGGGUGCUGUAGCUUGGUGUUCUGUUACAAAUCAGCCUGCAGACCUGCUAAAUUGUCUUGCAGUUUUUCUAAGGCAAUUGCUUUCCUGAACCAACCUUUACCACCCAGAUCUAACUUAUAAACAGUCAACCUAGCAAGAGAGAGAGACUUUAGACAGAUUUAAUUAAGAGAGUUUGCUCACUCCUACACAAAGCAUUAUGGAGGUAAGGUUUUAACUGUCAGCUGUUCUUGCUGAUUCCCUCCAAAUUAGAUUUGUAAAUGGGAUUUGAUUAGCUGGACCAUGUCUAGAAUCUUGUUGGUUUUAAUGGAGUGUAUAGGAAGUAACGAUUUCUCCUAGAGAGCUGAGCAUACUCUAUUUUUCCCCUCUUCUCCCCAAAACUCCCUGUUACAUCUAUUGAGCUAUCUAUCCCAAAAUGUACGUGGGUCAGAUCUAGAUAGAAAGCCAAGUUUUGAAUUUCGAUAGCAUUUAUGUUCCUAAGGUUGAUCCCAAGGUAUAAUUGAUUGACAAGCAAUUAUAGUUGAAUGUUGAGCUGAAUAGUAGAAAGUCAGUUAUUUUCCCCUCCUGUAUGAUUCGCUAUGUAUUUAAAUAUGUUUGAGAGUUUUGACUUUAAAAAAAAAACUUACUUUCAAAAAUGACUUAACACUACCUUCUUUUCUUAAAGAUUUCAGACCACUUAUAGUAUCUCUUAUAGAC
Pelodiscus sinensis (Chinese soft-shelled turtle) is the source of this 8328-nucleotide messenger RNA. Lineage: Eukaryota; Metazoa; Chordata; Testudines; Trionychidae. The record is from RefSeq and is a predicted model, not a curated record.